AUGAAGGGUGACGGUAUCGAGAACCCGGUGUUUGAGCCACCCAGCCCCGACCUCCGCCGCCAGCGCCAGGCGAGCCCCGCCGGGGCAGAUGCCGGCGUCCCUGAGGCUGAGGAGGGGCCCUGCGGGUGGGGCCGCUGCGCACCUAAGGCUCUGCAGCUCUGCAACAAUCCUGAGGGCUACCUGGCUGCCUACAGCCUCCUGGCUAUCUUCCAAGGUAUUGUGGUAAAUGGCCUGAUUAAUAUUAGUAUUUCGACAAUUGAGAAGCGUUACGAAUUGAACAGUUCCCUCACUGGCUUAAUCUCUGCAAGCUAUGACAUUGCUUUUUGUGUACUGUCACUGUUUGUAUCUUUCUUUGGAGAAAGAGGGCACAAACCACAAUGGCUUGCUUUCUCAGCAUUUAUGCUAGGAUUGGGCUCACUUAUAUUUUCCUUACCACACUUCAGUAGUGGAAAAUACCACUAUGGAGCUAAACUUGAAGACACAUGUCAAGUUCCAGGAACAAGCUCUGCUAACUUCACUUGCAGUGCCAGCACAAAGUCUUCACUUCCCAACUAUCUGUAUGUCUUUAUCCUGGGGCAGCUGCUGCUGGGAGUUGGAGGAACUCCACUAUAUACUUUGGGGACAGCUUUUAUUGAUGACAGUGUCCCAAAACACAAGUCUUCCCUUUAUAUAGGAAUUGGCUAUGCCAUGUCACUGCUGGGUCCUGCUAUUGGCUAUGUCUUAGGAGGGCAGCUACUUAAUGUUUAUAUUGAUAUCCAGAUCCCAGAAAGUACAAAGAUAGAUCAAGAUGACCCACGUUGGCUUGGAGCAUGGUGGAUAGCAUUUCUUGCAUGCUUUUUUGCAGUUUGGCUCCUUAUAAUACCAUUUACAUGCUUUCCGAAACAACUACCAGGAACAGCAAAAAUACAGGCUGAAAAAAUCUCUGAAACUCAUAAUGAUGGAAGUGAGGUGCUUGUUGAGACCAAGAAUAUUGGAAAAAGUUUUAAAGACUUUCCCGUGGCUCUUCUGAUACUGUUGAAGAAUCCAGUGCUUAUGAGUCUAAUAAUAGCCAGUUCUUCAGAAGCUUUAGUUGCCACUGGCUUUGCCACAUUUCUACCAAAGUUUAUAGAAAAUCAGUUUGGAAAGACAUCAAGUUUUUCAGCAACUCUUGGAGGGCUUGUAUUAAUUCCAGCAGCAGCACUAGGCCAAAUCAUAAGUGGCAUCUUGGUUUCCAAGUGCAAAAUGGAUUGCAAAAGCAUAAUCAAGUUCAUGAUAGGCACUUGUUCAGUGGCCCUAAUAUUAAACACAGUGUUUUUAUUUGCUAAAUGUGGGAACGAACCUUUCGCAGGUGUCUCUGAAACAUAUAAUGGAACAGGCACAUUAUAUAACUUAACAGCACCAUGCAAUGCUAACUGCAGAUGUUUGCGCUCUAUAUACUACCCAGUUUGCGGCAGAGAUGAAGUCCAGUACUUUUCUCCCUGUUUCGCAGGAUGUGCAUCACAUCUUUUUAACAACAUGAAAAAGACGUACCACAACUGUUCCUGUAUUGGGAAACCAGAAAGAGAAAAUGGUUCAGAAGACUUUCUCUAUGAAGCUGUCCCUGGGAAAUGUCCAACACAAUGCAAAUUUUUACCUUUAUUCCUGACCUUCUUCUUUUUUGCUGUUGUUUUUACGUUUAUGGCUGUUACUCCAACAACUGUGGCCAUUCUCAGGUGUGUCCCAGAUAAACAGCGCUCAUUUGCUCUUGGAGUACAGUCAGUGUUUCUACGACUACUGGGUACUAUUCCUGGACCAAUUUUGUUUGGUGUUGCUAUAGACAACAGUUGUACUCUGUGGGAUAUUAAUGAAUGUAAAACGAAAGGAGCCUGUUGGGUUUAUGACAAUGAAAGAAUGGCUUAUCUACUGAUGGGCAUAAGUGCUGCUUGCAAAAUCAUCACAAUCAUCUUUGUGGUCAUAGCAGUAUGGUUGUAUAAGCCUCCACCAGCAAGUGCAGCCCUGUCACAAAAGGAUUCAGAAACGGUGUCUGCUAUACAGACAUAA
Haliaeetus leucocephalus (bald eagle) is the source of this 2019-nucleotide messenger RNA. It is a transcript of the gene SLCO4C1, whose product is annotated as solute carrier organic anion transporter family, member 4C1. Bases 1 to 2019 code for a protein of 672 amino acids. Lineage: Eukaryota; Metazoa; Chordata; Aves; Accipitriformes; Accipitridae. Gene Ontology annotation, molecular function: protein binding. The record is from RefSeq and is a predicted model, not a curated record. The transcript is spliced from 13 exons. Gene Ontology annotation, cellular component: membrane. Gene Ontology annotation, biological process: sodium-independent organic anion transport; transmembrane transport.